Juglans regia (Persian walnut) is the source of this 1423-nucleotide messenger RNA. Its product is annotated as E3 ubiquitin-protein ligase APD1-like. The record is from RefSeq and is a predicted model, not a curated record. The coding region runs from base 259 to 1293 and encodes 344 amino acids. Lineage: Eukaryota; Viridiplantae; Streptophyta; Magnoliopsida; Fagales; Juglandaceae. The transcript is spliced from 8 exons.
AGUCUUCCUCUUACACAUUCUUCACUCCAGCAGACCAGUAGCUCUCAUCUUGCUCCUCUCUCCCCCAAAGUCUUCUCUCCCAUUCUUCGAGAGAGAGGGCAAUGUACCGGCAGCUCCUGACGACGAUGCCUUCAACGAGCCAUUAUCGGCGGUGGCCGUGGUGGCGAGAGACCUGGGCUCGCCUGCUGGCUCCUCUGACCAUUUGGCUAUGUGGCAUUUUUCGUCAGCAUCCGAUAUGGGUUUUAUGGGGAUUCCCAGAUGGUGCUUGGACCGAGCUCCUCACGGUUGAUUCAAGCAAGCUCUGUUUUUGUGGAACAAGUUGAAGUCAGAGAUGAUGCUAAGAAAGGGUUCCUUCUUUAUUCCUUCUCCGAGAAACCUGACUUGAGCUCCCAAGCAAAUUGGAGUGUAUCAAACUACAUGAUUCUUACAUCCCAAAGCCGCAAGGGAUUUUCCUUUUGGUUGAACAACGGAUCAACAAUCCGUAUAACAUGUGAGGCUCCAACUAGUGCGUUAAAUCGACUGCAAGUGGUUGUGAUUAAAGGAGAGCGGACAGUCAACACAGUAUUGCCAAAAGCAACAAGUUCCCCUGAUGCCCUUGCAUCCCAUGAAGCAAUAGAAGGUAAAGAGGCAGAAUACAGCAUCGAGGAAGAUGACAAGUACUACCUUGGCAUCAUCAACACGAAUCCUGGAAGCAUAAUUAUAAACAUGAGAGUGAAUGUUUCAGCUAAGAUAUAUGAUACUUCUAAAGCUAAGAGCAUGUGCUCAACACUAGCGGGUUCGUGUCGGAUCAACCUUGUAUUCCCUGAUAUUCAAUAUGUCAUACUCGCCCCACCUGACGAUGGGGGCGGUGAUGAUUGGUAUAUUGAGCUUUCUUUUGUGGCACGAGUGGUAACAUACAUUGCAAUUUUAGGAUUUUUAGUAAUUGUAGUAUUUCUGAUAUUGAAAUACCUUGGAGCCUGUGAUGGAGAGAGUACCACAGUAGACAUAACAGUACCAGAAGAGCGGGAAGUAACCGAGACUGACCCUAUAAUGCCGGUGAAGCCGAGUCGAAGCACAUAUGGAACAGGUGAAGAAGGGGAAGAUUCAGAAGCAGAUAGCAGCUGCUCGGAGGAAUUAUAUGAUGCAAAACUAUGUGUAAUUUGUUACGAUGAGCAACGCAACUGCUUUUUUGUUCCGUGUGGCCACUGUGCCACCUGCUAUGAAUGUGCAUCAAGGAUUAUGGACGGGGAGAGUAAAGUGUGUCCAAUAUGCCGGCGGCUUAUUCACAAAUUGAAAAGAUUGUUUCACUCUUAGAGCUAAAGAAAUGAGCUAGUGAAUCAGUGAUUACCUUUGUAACGAGAUUUUAUGUCUGGAAAGAAGAAUUUUACAUUUUGUGUGGAGAAUAAGUGCCGAUACUUUCUAAUGUUCAAGGUUAUCCUAACUA